Molecule: messenger RNA, 2089 nt
Organism: Carassius carassius (crucian carp)
Lineage: Eukaryota; Metazoa; Chordata; Actinopteri; Cypriniformes; Cyprinidae
Product: NACHT, LRR and PYD domains-containing protein 12-like
Exons: 6
Molecular function (GO): protein binding
Source: RefSeq, a predicted model, not a curated record
UUUGCAAGUCUGGUGAAUGGGACUCUGCUUCCAUCAGCGCUCGUCUGGGUGACCUCACGACCAGCAGCAGCCAAUCAGAUCCCUCCUGAAUAUGUCGGGUUGUUCACAGAGGUGCGAGGAUUCACUGACCAGCAGAAGGAGGAGUACUUCAGAAAGAGAAUCAAAGAUGAGACUCAGGCCUCCAGAAUGAUCUCACACAUUAAGAAAUCUCGAAGUCUCUACAUCAUGUGCUACAUUCCCGUGUUCUGUUGGAUCACAGCCACUGUUCUUCAGAACAUCCCUAUUGGGAACAACGCAGAGGACAUUAACACAACACUCACUGAAAUGUACAUCCAUUUCCUGCUGAUACAGAUGAACAUGAAGAACCAGAAGUAUGACAGAAAAACACAAAGAGAACAUACCAAGCUAUUAGAUUCCAAUAAAACAAUGAUUUUGAAGUUAGCCAAGUUAGCUUUUGAACAACUAAAGAAGGAAAAUAUUGUUUUCUACGAGAAAGAUCUGCAAGCAUGUGGUAUUGAUGUGAGCGACUUUGAGUCCACAGGAAUGCUGACUGAGAUCUUUCAGCAAGAGGCUGUACUUCACGAGGUGAAGGUCUUCUGCUUUGUGCAUCUGAGUGUUCAAGAGUUUCUCGCUGCAGUGCAUGUGUUCCUCUGCUACCUGCACAAGAACAUGGAGGAGCUUCAGUUUUUCUUUGAAGAAACACAAAAUAAGGUCAGGCUUAACUUUGAGCUUCAGUCUGAAAGUCCAUUGCAUUAUUUACUAGUAAAGGCUGUUGAGAAAGCAGUGCAGAGUCAGAGAGGACAUUUAGACCUCUUUUUGCGUUUUCUGAUGGGCAUUUCACUGGACUCCAAUCAGAACCUUCUCAGAGGCCUGUUCCCUCACACUGAAGACAGCAAAGACAGCAUCACGAAAACAACCGAGCACAUUAGAAAACUAUUACAAGAGUACAUCUCACCUGAAACUUCAGUAAACCUGUUUUACUGCUUACUGGAGCUCAAUGACAAUUCAUUAUAUAUGGAAAUCCAAAGUUACAUCAAAUCAUAUAAAAGAACCCGCCUCUCAUCUUCCAUGUGUUCAUUGCUGGCCUAUGUACUGAUGAUGUCAGAGGAGGUGCUGGAUAAGUUCGACCUGCAUAUGUACGAGACAUCAUGGGGAAACCAAAGGAGAUUCCUCCCCGCUGUGAGAUGCUGCAGAAAAGCCAUACUCUACGGAUGUGGUCUUGAUGAUACCUGCUGUGAAACUGUGGCUGUGGCACUGCAGAUACCAGACUCACCCCUGAUCGAGCUGGACAUGAGUGACAAUGAUCUGAAGGACUCAGGAGUGAAGCUACUCUCUGAUGCACUGAAGAGCCCAAACUGUCAGCUGGAGAUACUGAGAUUGUAUUGCUGUAAUCUCACUGGUCAGAGCUGUGAAUUUGUGGCAUCAGUUCUACAAUCAACAAACUCUCGACUGAUAGAGCUGGACAUGAGUCGCAAUAAGUUGCAGGACUCAGGAGUGAAGCUGCUCUCUGAUGGACUGAAGAGCCCAAACUGUCAGCUGAAGAUACUGAGAUUGAAACACUGUAAACUCACUGGUCAGAGCUGUGAAUUUGUGGCAUCAGCUCUACAAUCAUCAAACUCUCGUCUGAUAGAGCUGGACAUGAGUGACAAUGAUCUGCAGGACUCAGGAGUGAAGCUGCUCUCUGAUGCACUGGAGAGCCCAAACUGUCAGCUGAAGAUACUGAGACUGGCAGACUGUAAUCUCACUGGUCAGAGCUGUGAAUUUGUGGCAUCAGUUCUACAAUCAUCAAACUCUCGUCUGAUGGAGCUGUACAUGAGUCACAAUGAGCUGCAGGAUUCAGGAGUGAAGCUGCUCUCUGAUGGACUGAAGAGCCCAAACUGUCAGCUGGAGAAACUGGGAUUACAGUGGUGUGAGGUGAGAGAUGAAGGUUGUCGUUAUCUGGCUUCAACUCUGCGUUCAAACCCUUCACAUCUGAGAGAGCUGUAUCUGGGCUACAUUUACUCAGAACAAUCAGGACUCAAGAUGCUCUCUGAUCUACUGAAUGAUCCAAACUACGCACUGAACAAACUCGAGUAAGAUUCAUCUCAUC